CUAAGAGGGAGCGGAGCCGCUGCUUCCUCCUCUUCGUCUCCAAAUUCGUCCGCCUCUCCCACGUCUCCUUUCUUCUUCAACUGACUGUGUUACUACAACUGCUCGCAUUGCUCUCCUCCCAUCCGUUUGGGGAGGCGGCUUCCGAUGCCCCGAUAAAUGGGGAAGCCGGAGGAAGUCCGCGUCGAGGUCCCCGAUCGAGUCCUCGCCAACUCCGCGGCCGGAGGAGGGGGCGGUCGCGGAGGAGACGCCGGGAUCCGCCGGGCCGUCUCUCUGAGGUGCCUCGUCGUUCUGGCCCUCGGCUCUUGCGUGCUGCUCUCUGCCAUCUUCUGGUUCCCUCCUUUCCGCAGCCGACGGUCCGGGUUCGUCACUGACGACCCCGACAGCCUUCACGCUGAAAUCCAGGCAAGUCUUGUUUUGCAAAAACCAAUUUCACUACUUGGUACUAAUGCUGCAAGAUUGGAGAAUGACAUUCUUGAGGAAAUUGGUAUUCCAAAUACUAAGGUUUCAGUUAUCUCCAUGCAUUCGCUGGAUCCAGAAAACUCUACAUACGUGGUCUUUGGUUUUCUUCCUGACCCAAAAAAUGCCUCAAUAAGCUUACCAGCUUUAAGUAUUUUGAGAUCAACUUUGAUAAAUCUGGUCCUUCAGCAAAUUAAUAUAUCUUUGACAUCAUCAAUUUUUGGGCAUCCAUCAUCUUUUGAACUUUUAAAGUUUCCUGGAGGGAUAACUGUGAUACCUUUGCAGUCAGAUUCCAUUUGGGACAUUGCUCAAAUCCUAUUUGACUUCACAUUAAAUAACAACAUUGAAGAGAUUCUGGAGAACAUUGACCGCUUGAAGGACGAACUUAAGUUCGGAUUGAAUUUGAGGUCUUAUGAGAAUGUAUACGUGAAGCUGACAAAUAUAAACGGUUCCACGGUGACACCACCAGUUACUGUUGAAGCUUCUGUUUUGUCAGACAUGGGGAGCGGUAGUCUAUUACCAGAUAGAAUGAAACAACUAGCUCAGGUUAUCACAAGGCCCAAUGCUAACAAUCUUGGCCUCAACAACUCUGUUUUUGGAAAAGUAAAGCAAGUGCAAUUAUCAUCAUACCUUGAACACUCACUCUCAAUGGCCCCUGGUCCAUCUCCAUCUGGUUCUCCAUCUGUUGGCAAUCUUUACCCUGAACCUCCUGCUUCCUUGAACCCUACUCUCUCUCCUGCUCCUGUUCCAUCAGAUAACGACCAUCGACCGCCUCCAUGUUUCUGUUGUCACACUUUUCCAAUAAAAAAUCCAAUGGCAUAUGCACCUGCCCCAGAAAAUGGCAUCCAGCCAGAUUCUCAUUCUGCAAGUGCACUUGGACCUUCAAGAAGGAAUGUUGAUCCUUUUACUAACUGCUUUCCUUGUCCAUCUCUUGCACCAAAUACUGGUUCAUCAGUUCAUCCUUAUCCGCCAACUCUUUCUGGCCAUUUACGACACUUGACCAGUCCUCCAAGUCUCAAAGCAAUGGGGCCAACUCCCAAAGUGCUCUUAAAACACUCACCAUCAUCACCUGCAGCUAGCUAUGCUUCCAGGCCUGUACAAGUCAGUGAAAGUGGUAGCAGAGUGUCUCCAGCAACUUUGUUAUCAUAUGCAUCAUCCUCUUUAUUUUGUGCAGGAGACCCACUGAAUAGGGUAGUUGGGUGUUCUAGGUUGAUUGGGCAGGCCUGUUGAGCAAUGCAGGUGGGCAAGCAAGGUCCAUCCUCGACAUAGAACACAUACAUUAAAUGAUUAAUUAUGUUCAACUGUUCAAGAUAAUUAGUCCAGUUAAUUUCAUUUCCAUGCAGUCAUUACUUGCAAUGUGAAAUUAGUAUAGCUGCUCCAAAGCUUUUUGAGCGCUGUACUGGAAUUAUUAUCCAGUAAGCAAUCUACACCCCAUAGAGUAAGGCAAGUGCUCGUGUGAAUUGGCAAUACAUGUCUGUAUCAGGUCAAAAUUCACCAUCACAGGCAACAAUUUUUUAUUUAUUAUUAUUAUUUUUUCAUUGUCUUUUCCUGUUACAAUUGCUCUGAAUUCCUGCGUACUGUAAUUUAAUGUAAUAAUCUUUUAGGUAUUGUUAUGCUUUAAUUUAUUUUUGCCUUCCUGGUCAAAAUAUAUACUUCAACAGCCUCAUCUGGCAGUGUUUCUAGUUAAAGGAUUCUAGCAUUGUCCUUCCUCCAGGAGAUUCCCAUGUUGAGUACUUGAGUGUUCCCUGUGUGGAUCAAAAUAUAGUCUGAAGCAGACAAAAUAAUAUGUUGAUUAGGCUGGGAAUUGCAAGGCAUGAGAAAUCAUCAUUAACUAACUCAUUGCACAAAGAAAAAAUAAUCAUAAAAUAAGUCAAAGAUUUUAUUUUCCUUUAUCAUAUCUAGUUGUAAUCUUGCAUCAGGAUCGAUACGGUGUUUUUCAACCAGGAUUCUUUAUCUUUUGUUAGUUCAUAUGAAGGGUGAUGUGGUUAUUCUGCAUAUUGAAGUCUUUUUCUUUUGUUAUUUUAGUUUGGGCCAGUAGUUGAGAUAUUGCUUUGUCUACUAAAAUUUCUGCUUUAUUUGAGAUGAA
Messenger RNA from Musa acuminata AAA Group (dessert banana), 2542 nucleotides. RefSeq lists its product as uncharacterized. Lineage: Eukaryota; Viridiplantae; Streptophyta; Magnoliopsida; Zingiberales; Musaceae. Bases 157 to 1686 code for a protein of 509 amino acids. The record is from RefSeq and is a predicted model, not a curated record. The transcript has 5 exons.